Messenger RNA from Penicillium taxi, 1065 nucleotides. RefSeq names its product Rab geranylgeranyltransferase BET4. Lineage: Eukaryota; Fungi; Ascomycota; Eurotiomycetes; Eurotiales; Aspergillaceae. Gene Ontology annotation, biological process: protein geranylgeranylation. Gene Ontology annotation, molecular function: Rab geranylgeranyltransferase activity. The transcript has 4 exons. The record is from RefSeq and is a predicted model, not a curated record. The coding region runs from base 1 to 1065 and encodes 354 amino acids. Gene Ontology annotation, cellular component: Rab-protein geranylgeranyltransferase complex; cytoplasm.
AUGGCAAGCCAUGGCGUCCGGCGAUUCAAACCGGUGGAGAAGACCCCGGAGGAACGGCAGCAGGAGUUACGCAAGAUAGAUGAAUACAAAUCUCUCGAACAUCUUGUUUCGGAAAAGGUGGCUGAGCGUGAAUUUACAGCCGACACGCUGAAGAAGAUCUCCGAGCUACUCAGUCGGAACCCAGAAUACUACACUGUCUGGAACUACCGACGACAGGCCUUAAGACAUCAAUUUUUUGAGGCUGGGAAUUCAAGCGAAGAAAAUGCAGCCAGAUCUGUUAUAUCGUUGAUCAAAAGUGACUUAAUGUUUCUGAUGCCGCUUCUGCGAAGUUUUCCUAAAUGCUAUUGGAUCUGGAAUUAUCGGCUAUGGCUGCUUGAUGAAGCUCGCCGACUUCUCCCACAAUCUGACGCUCAUAAAAUUUGGCAAGAAGAACUUGUCCUCGUAGGGAAAAUGUUGACGCUUGACAGUCGCAAUUUUCAUGGCUGGGGUUACCGCCGCUUAGUCGUGGAUGCACUGAAGCAACUAGGCACCCCGGCCGAGGUCAUGGGCAUGACCCAGAAGGAAUUUGACUAUGCAAAGAAGAUGAUUAGUGCCAACCUCUCGAACUUCUCCGCAUGGCAUUACCGGACCAAGCUCAUCUUGCGAAUACUUGAAGAACAGUCUGCGAGUGAUGACGAACGAAGAAAAAUGUUGGACGACGAGCUGGCUCUUAUUCAUCAAGCAUUUAUUGACCCUUAUGAUCAAUCUCUAUGGUUCUAUCACCAGAAUCUGUUGUGCGUGUUCGAUCCAUCGGUAGCGGAUAGGACCAUGGCUCCAAAUUUGACUACGUCAGACCGACUUCAAUACAUCCACACAGAGAUUGAAGCUAUCGAAGACAUGCUGGAUGGGUCUGAGGACUGCAAGUAUAUCUACCAGUCCCUAAUUGAAUGCACUCUACUUGUUUCCAAGUUGGUGGAUAGCUUGUCACACAAGAAUCGGUCUCGAAUUUUGAGCUGGCUCUCAGUGCUGAAGAAGCUCGACCCACUACGGCAACAACGGUGGCUGGAUUUUGAACAGAACCUAUGA